Molecule: messenger RNA, 3852 nt
Organism: Fragaria vesca subsp. vesca
Lineage: Eukaryota; Viridiplantae; Streptophyta; Magnoliopsida; Rosales; Rosaceae
Exons: 2
Coding region: 1-3852 (1283 amino acids)
Molecular function (GO): ADP binding
Source: RefSeq, a predicted model, not a curated record
AUGGCAGAGACAGCUAUUACAGAAGGUGCUGUGCCGGUUGCAAAUUGGACAUUGAAAAAACUUUGGCAAGAGCUGGGUUAUAUGUGUUGUUACAAAAGCAACAUUGGAGAUCUCAACGAGCAGGUUCGGCUGCUGCAUGACAAAAGAGCUGAAAUAAAGCUGGAGGAGGAAACUGCAAGAGAAGAUUCAAAGAUUAUUAAUGGCCAAGUUAUUGAUUGGCUGGCCAAGGCAGACGAGCAACUAAAAGAAAAGGAGACGACUUUCAGUGAAGAAGCUGUAGCAGCAAAGGCAGCAUGCUGUAAUGGAUGGCUUCCAAAUAUGAAGGGCCGUUUUUAUCUGGCAAGGAAUGCUAAGAAGAUGACUCUGGCGGUUGAUCAGCUCCUUACUAAAGAUAUCGGGAUUAUAGCGCAUCCUGCUCCUCACCCAGAAGUGGAAUUUCAACCCACAGAGGACCCUAAUCAGCUGGAAACCAACUUCCAUGAAGGUGCCAGCUCCUCAGGAACAUCAAACGAUGAACAGCCACCUGCAUCUGAGAGGAAAAAUAUUUUUUUUGAUUCAAGAAGAUCAACAGUUGGCGAAGUGAUGGAAGCUUUGAGGGGGAAUCAAAUCAAUCCGAUUAUCAUAUGCGGCAUGGGCGGCAUUGGUAAAACAACAUUGAUGGGGCAAGUUCUUGAGAAAGCAAAGAAAGAGGGUCUGUUCGAUGAGUAUACAAAGGCAACCGUUAAGGAGUCUCUUAACAAAGCUGCUGACGUGAUUCAGAUUCAAGCUGAACUUGCAGAAUAUUUAGGCACGAAGCUCCUUGAGGACGUAAAAGAGAGCGGUCCAAGAGCAAGUAAGCUACGUGAAAGAUUAUCUAAAGGCAGCAAGAAGAUCCUUGUAAUGUUAGACAAUGUUUCGACAACAACCCCAGACUUUUUGUGGGACAUAGGGAUUCCCCUUAGUUGUCAAAUUUUGGUAACAUCAAGACAGCAAGAUCUUUUCAUGGACAUGGACACAAGAAAGAAUUUCCCGAUUCAUGGUUUGCCGGCUGGAGAUGCCUGGAGUCUGUUCAAGAAGACAGCAGGAAGUUCCAUCGAAUCUGAUCCCGAGUUGCAUGUUCAAGCGGAAAAGGUUCUGAAGGAAUGUGGUGGGUUGCCGAUUGCAAUUUCGACGGUUGGAACGGCACUUAAAGGUCAAAGCAUUGGAAUUUGGACGAAUGCACUGAGGGAACUAGAAAAGGCUUGCCCAGAAAACGUUCCAGGAGUGAUAGAACAUGUGUAUGGGAAAAUCAAGUUCAGCUAUGAAUGUUUGCCAAAUGAGCAAGCCAAAUCAUGCUUGUUGCUGUGUUGCAUAUUUGAAGAAUGUAGUGAUAUACUGAUUGAAGAUUUGGUAAUAUAUGGGCAUGGGCUUGGGCUCCUUAGAGGCAUUGAUUCAAUACUUGAAGGAAGGAAUCGUGUGGAAACAUUGGUUCACACACUCAAAAGUCGCUUUCUAUUGUUAGAAAGCAAUAAUAAAGAGACAGUGAAAAUGCACGAUGUGGUGCGUGAUGUUGCCAUACAUAUAGCCUCUGAAGAGUUUGUAGAAAAGAAAAGUGAUGGGGUUGAAAAGAGAAUAGUUGUGAGAGACAAAGCAGCAACUGUGAAGUUGAUGGAUUGGCCUCAGGAUAGUGAUUCUGAGAAAUCUACUUAUUGCAGUUCUCUGAGUAUCAGUGGGUUUUGUCAGCUUUUACUGUUGAGACAAAUAACUAGGUUUCCAAUGGAGCCGCCACCCACAAUUUUCAAAAGAACGGAAGAUCUCAUGGUUCUAACAAUCAGUGGAUAUGAUAGAUGGACGACUCUGACUUUGUCAGUAGACUCGGUACUACCAUCGCUUGCAGUAAUGAGAAACCUUCAAACACUGAGGGUAGAGAGGUGCGGAUUCAACUGUGAUGUAUCUGUCAUUGGGGAGCUAAAGACACUCAUGAUACUCAGUCUACGUGGAUGUCGGAGACUUGAGCAAUUGCCUGAUACAUUUAAAAACUUGUCUGAUCUAAGACUGCUUGAUUUGACAGAUUGUUACAAGCUUGAAGUAAUCUCGCCAGGUGUGAUAUCAAGUUUAACAAGACUAGAAGAAUUGUACAUGUUGGAUGGCUUUAAAAAUUGGGAGGUUGAGAAACUAGCCUCCACCGAAACAACCGAGUGGAUCUCUCAAUUGGAGGAGGCUGAGCAGGAAAGAGCCGCUGCUGGAUCCCAAGACGCGGAAACUACACUUUACACGUGGAAGGGACUCAAUGAAUUGGCGGUUGUGCAACCAGCAGAGGUAGGAAAGCAGUUUAGAGAAGAGGUUCAAAAACCUCGGAAACAAAACGAGGAUCAUACAAGGUGGGCCAACUCGAUGGACUGGAACACUGGGAUCCUUGCAGAACUGCUCUCCUUGUCCCGUUUGACUACCUUAGAAGUUGCUCUACCACCUCUCAAUAUACUUCUAACCACUCCUCUCUUUAACAAGCUCGAAAGAUUUAAGAUCUCUAUAGGGUGGAAGGAGUAUAGUGGUCUCACUUAUGAGGAAAUAGAGGAGGAGCAGAGUGGCAACUACUUGAGAGUUCACCAUCUUGAUGUAAGCAACGCUGCAAUGGGUAGUGGAGUCACUUCGUUGCUAGAGAAAGCCAGCUAUGUUGAGUUUAAAUUGACUCAGCCUCAACUUCUGAAUGUCUUGGAUAGAGUCUGUUUCCCAAAGACAAAGCGUCUUAAGUUCCAGGAAUGUAAUGAUGUGGAGUAUCUGAUUGACACGACUACUACUACACAUAGCAGCAGCGCCAUAUUUCCUGUCUUGAAUUCACUGGAGAUUAGUAAGGCAAGGAGGCUGAAAGUGAUUUUUCAUGGUGAACUGCCAACGGGGUUUCUCAAGCAACUACGUGCAUUGAUAUUAUUCAACCUACCAGCAUUGACCUAUAUUUGGAAGACCAACAGUCGAUCUCAGUAUGAUAAUGAGGAAGUGAUCAACUUCCAAAGUCUGACAAAAUUGGAUCUCUCAGAUUUACCAAGCUUUACUAGCAUAACCAAAUAUGCCUCUAAGGGGACGGAUAGGCUACCAGAAGACAGCAGCCCGGAACAAUCUGACAUCACUAUACUAUCUCUGUUCGACACCAAGGUUCAUUUCCCAGUCCUGACAGAACUACGCUUGGGCUCCAUGAACUUCAAAGAGAUAUGGAACAACCAACUUUCAGCAGAAUCCUUUUGUGAGCUAAGAAUUCUACGGGUAGAGCGAUGUCACGAACUGUUGCAUUUGGUACCAACACAUAUGCAAAAUAGAUUGCAGAAAUUGGAGUACAUAGAAGCUUGGCGCUGUUCAUCACUUAAAGAGAUAUUUGAAUUUAGAAGAUUGAUUGUUGAUGAUGAAGGGGAUGCUACAACAAUAUCUGAGUCAGGAGAUCAAGGGGCGCAAAUAAACAAGAUGAUGUCUUUCAAACAAUCUCGUCAAGCCUUUCAGAAUCUUAGAGAUAUGUCAAUUUGGCGUUGUGAAAGUUUGAGAACUCUGCUCUCUCCCUCAGUUGCUAGAGGUCUCGUGAAGCUUCAAACGCUAAAGAUAGAAAAGUGUAGGAAGAUUGAAGAGAUAGUAGCAGCACCAACAGAGGGUGAAGAAACAGAGGAUGACAACAUGUUCCCUCAGCUAUGUACUCUGGAACUUAUGGUUCUACCAAAUCUCAGAAGCUUUUCACAAGGCAAAUAUAAUUUCAGAUGGCCACUGGUGAAAGACAUCACAAUCCUCCACUGCUACAAUAUGAAGAUGUUUUGUUUAGGAUCCCUCAGCACACCGAAGGGAGUGAAAAUAGAUGUCCAAUGUGCUGGUGAGAGUGUUUUGCAGGAGCUCAAUGACAGUAGACAAGAAAUCUGA